GCCGGGCCGGGCCGGGCCGGGCCGGGCGGUGUGGCGUUUCCCGGCGCGGCUGCUUCCUGGACCGGCGGAUGGGGAACAGGAGGUACCGCAGCGGGGCCCCGCGCCCUGCCUCCCCGGGCGGAUGGGAGCCGGCGGAGGGCGGCUGCAGGCGGCGGCCUGGAGCGGCGCAGCUCUGAGCGGGAGCGGCGGCGACGGCGGUGCGAUGCAGUUAUGGACAUUAUGACCUAUGAUGAUUACCCCAAUCCACCGUUUCAGAGAUAUUGAGAGGAAGCCUGAAUACCUUCAGCCAGACAAGUGUGUUCCACCUCCUAGCCACAGUUCCCUGGGAAAAAUGUGGUUUAUUAGAGAUGGCUGUGGUAUUGCAUGUGCUGUUGUUACCUGGAUGCUGGUCUUCUACGCAGACUUUGUAGUCCUUCUUGUCAUGUUAGUUCCAUCAAGAGACUAUGUUUAUAGCGUGAUCAAUGGGAUAUUGUUCAAUACGUUGGCUUUCCUGGCUUUGGCAUCACAUUUCCGAGCCAUGCUAACCGACCCAGGUGCUGUACCUAAAGGUAAUGCCACAAAGGAAUUCAUCGAGAGUUUACAGCUGAAGCCUGGACAGGUGGUUUACAAGUGUCCAAAAUGCUGUAGCAUCAAACCUGACAGAGCACAUCACUGCAGUGUUUGCAAGAGGUGUAUUCGAAAAAUGGAUCACCACUGUCCAUGGGUUAACAACUGUGUAGGAGAGAACAACCAGAAGUACUUUGUACUGUUUACAAUGUAUAUAGCACUGAUUUCCCUGCAUGCCCUCAUCAUGGUGGGAUUUCACUUUCUGUAUUGCUUUGAAGAAGACUGGACAAAAUGCAGUUCCUUCUCUCCACCAACGACAGUGAUCCUUCUCAUCCUCUUGUGUUUUGAGGCACUUCUGUUUCUCAUUUUCACAUCUGUCAUGUUUGGGACCCAGGUACACUCCAUCUGUACCGAUGAAACGGGUAUCGAGCAUCUGAAAAAUCAGGAGCCGACUUGGGAAAAAGUCAGCGGCUGGGAAGGGAUGAAACUGGCUUUUGGAGGCAAUUUUUCCCUGAGUUGGCUCAGUCCUUUUUCAGAUCUGAGUUGUAAAAAGCUUCCACCAGCUCAGGCAGUGACAGUCGCUCCAGCUGAAACGCUGUCUCAAGAGGAGAUUGAGCAAUUUUUAGAACAAACGGUUGCUGUCCAAGUGUCAAAAUAUUAACAAAUGUUCAGUUUUUAAUAAAUAUUUGCACCCAAUAUUUAGCACUAAGAGAUAAUAGUACAGAAAACAUUCAGGCAUAUUUUAUCCAGAAGUCAGGUACGCUACUAGCAGAAGCAAUGCAAAUCUCUACAGAAUGCUCUACUAAUGUAAUGUAUAAGCUUUUUUUUUUUCCUUCCUACCAAAGUCAAUUGUUUUAUUGAACUUUCUCAGCUUGGCCUUUAAGAGAAGCUUACAACUUGUCAGGCAGAUCUAUUCCAGCUCCUAAAAGUAAGCUGCUGUCAACAUGCGCUUAAUAUUUUACUCAUAACCCAUAUGAGUGCUGAAAGGCAAGCAAAGAGCAACAGCUCUGCUCAACACACUCCUCGGUGUACAUUAAAGGGGUACCCUUUUUUUUUUUAUUAGCUUGCCAGGCAUUGAUGAUUUCUUUGGGCUGUGAGGGUACCAGUCCGGGUUUUGGCUGCAGUAGACUCAGGGGAGAGAGAGAGACAGUCAUAUUCAUCCCUGGUGUAACUCAGUUUUGCCAAGGAUAAAUUUAGCUCAGUGAGACUUUAAUGACUGCACCAGGGAUCCUGCUACUUAAGGGUCUGACCUAUUGUGCAUUCAGGUUGAUGGCAGCCUUUCCAUUGACCUGAAUGGACUUUGAAUCUACAGUGCAGAUGGUUGUGUUGGCAGCCACAACAGAUCAACCUGGUAUGUUGCUAUUUGGCAAAUGCAACAAAUACACAGAUCUCAGUAGCAAAGAAAUCCACCAGGUCAGAAAGUCUUUGCCAAAUUAUGCCGUUCAUGGCAGAAUAGAUCUUAAAAGGAAAACUGCAGGGACUAAUUACAUGGGUACCAUGAAAGUGUUAGCACUUCAUACCAUGCUGAUAUCUGCUGUUCUGUAGUACUUACUUAAACUUCAGUAUUUUAAAUACUGUGUUGUCAACUCUUGGUUAGUUGUUGACUUUUAAAGUGACCACUAUGUAACAUGUUAGUUGUACAGUUGAACUUAGUAAGUAUACAAGAGUACGUGACGGUGUGACAUAAGGCUUUAUCACUGUAAGCUGGAAGGGCCAUGCUGCUCACAGCAAAGUCAAAUAAGCUGGGUAAGCCAGAGAUGUCCAAUUUAUUUGGGCCUGCAGGCUGCAUCUGGCCCAUGGGGGCUUCGCAGAGGCUGGACGACCAACCUCUGGUGGAGGAGCAGUGGCUUCUCCGGAUGGCUUGGGGAAAGUCACUUCACCUUGCUGUGCCUCCGUUCAUCUCUGUAAAACAGAGAUAAUGCUGAUUACCUCUUCUGUAAAGUGCUUAGGGACCUAUGGAUGAAGACUUAGUUCAUCACAUUCUUCAAUGACGAUUUUUAGUGAUUAUAAGAGUGGUACCAAAUAGAAAUUGUACACGCUGAUCUAUGUGCAAAAUAUUUAAAGUUAAUGUGUGGGAAUGGUGUGUCACAAGAGUCCUGGUCAGAGAUGGGACUAUUUCUUGAGUCUUGUCAUCAGCCAGAGAAGAAGCUCAUAGAUUCCCUUUAUAUUAUAUGACAUGGAUUGGCAUGUCCUGAACCUACCAGCAGCUUCUACAAGUAGAGCUUGUUAAAAAAAACAACAACAGGAAAGCUUUUAGUAAAGAUGCUCACAAAAACUGCCUCUGUUUUUAUCAGAAAGAUUUAACAUUUUUUCUAAGAGCUUUCAUUUAAACAAUUUAAGAAUUCACUUUGUUCAUAAAUCACUUAAUUUGGCUCUUGUGUAGAAUGAGUUUCUCUUUCAUCGUCAGAAACAAACAGAACAUUUCUUCCACAAACUGUUUGUUCUGCAGCUCUAUGAUCAGGCUAAAGGGAGAAGAUGUAGUGCUUUUGCAUCUAAAAUGCAUUUGUACCAGACAGGGCUUGACAGCCAGGGAGCAAAUAGAAAUAUUUAAAAAUACACAUAGGGGAGUUGAUAAAGGGGGACAGAGGACAUAUAAGGAGAAAUAACUGCACUUAACUCACAUAUUGUAAUUUUGGGUUGCUGUUUUGUCUUAACUAAGUCAGUUAACCAGUCUGCCUCAGUUACCAUACCGUUAAAAUGGGAAAAGCAUUACAAGCUUAUUACAGACUGACUAGUUAAUAUCUGCAGUGUAAGUUACUUUAAAAAUGUAAUUUGAAAAUUACUUUGAAACACAGCAUCUGUGUUACUUAUGAACAGUGGAAUGGUAAAAGGGUGUCAGCUUUGCUUGUGGGAAAUGUACAGACUAUUCCAUCCUAAAUGGGAGCAACUGACCCAUGUUUGUUACGUGUUUACUGAAAUAAAAUGUUUACGGGUACUGUAUUUGUGAAAACGCGUUCUAUUUACAGGAGUAUCCAGAAGUUCAGCUAUAAGUCCUUCUGCUUCAGAAAUCACUUUCAAGUAAUAUUUUGAGGUACUAUUUCCACCUGGCUUGAACAUAUGAGAGGUGAGAGUCUGGCCACGCUAAUAUUAAUGUCAAAACUUCCAUUGACUUCAAUGACCUAGGACUUCAGGUCAGAGGUUACUGUUUCUAAUUGUGUUCCAGUGGCACUUUGUCGGAACAAACGCCCCCCGUCCCACCAAAUAAAUAAAACCAACCACAAACUGAACUGUUUUUUGCUUAGUGAAAGAAGGGAAUGAUGUUUUUCACUUGUUUUCAUCAUUUUGUUGGGACUUGUAUGUUACCAUUGUUAUGUACCUCUUAUUUGAAACUUGGGAGCAGAAUAGAAAAAAAAAAGUAUGGGCACUGGGCAGGGAAUAUGGCAAAUUACUCAAAUGAAGGGUGACUAGCUAUGGUUUUUCAGACCCGGGGGAAAUGAGAGAGCAGAGUUGUAUUUGAGCUAUUCUGUUCCCAACACAGAAUUAGGCAUAUGCUCUGAGCGAGAGUGGAAAUCCUUGUUUGGCCUCAACUAGAGCUGGUCAGGAAUUCUUGUUUGUUGAUACUGAAAAUGUCAGUUUGUGAAAACCAGAUCUUUUCUCUGGAACCUAUGUGUCUCAAUGAACCUCUUGGUGAAACCGUGUUGUGCAGGUCAAGUAUAGACAUCUGGUCAGGAUGAGACUGACCAGCCCCAGUCUGUUGAGCAGCCUGGGGAUGAAGUCUCCUGCCUAUAAUGUAGAGGAUGCAAGUAGAAGUGCUUCCUCAGCCCUUUGAGCUUCAGACAGGUGCCUUAGCUACUAAGCUACUGUCUGCUCUGGGCUCUUCCCUCCUCUUUUGUGACAAACUUUGAGAAGUUUGUGGUUUCACUUUUGAAAUCUCAGUUUUUUUCACAGGAUGGGUGAAGCGUUUCCUGCCCAGGAGUAGCCUCAGCCUGUAUCUGAGUGGGCUUUUUUUGGCACCCAAGACCAACAUUUUUAUUUAACUUUUAACCAAAUUCAGAUUAUUAACCAAAGCUACCACAGGUGAUCACUGCAUAACCCAUGUUUUCCUUCCUUCCAAAGUGUGGCUAGUCCUUGUCAAAUGUCUCUCUUAACUCAGGGCCUGAUCCUCCCAACACUAUUCUGCACAAUACAAUUGUAAUCAACAGACAUACAAGUCAUAAAAAAGCCUUAGGCCUCAAUGGCAACCAUUAGUAGGAUGUUGUUCUUAAAUUGGAAGCUCUUUGGGGGUCAGAUCUUCUAUUGUAUGUUUAUACUGUUGUAUCAAUACUAAUUACCCUGUGAUAUUUUAUUCCACCAACAGUGUCUCUUAAAUGAAAAACCUAAAUGAACAUGCUUUGCUGAAAACUGCCUUCCAGAGAAAAAUGUUUCAGCAGAAGUUUUAAAAUAUAUUAUGAACAGGGCUCUGUCAGCUAAGGAAAGCAUUCAUGUGUUUUAUAUACAUUUGUGUGUCUUGUAAAGCAACUGUUCUAUGCAGAUAAAAUAACUUUAUGCAACUAAAAAAAAGUUCUAUUUUGCUAUUUGUAACUCAUUUUAUGCCUUCCAAUAGAUAUUGUACUUAUUAAAGAAUUAAUAUUUCCAUCUA
Alligator mississippiensis (American alligator) is the source of this 5125-nucleotide messenger RNA. It is a transcript of the gene ZDHHC3, whose product is annotated as zinc finger DHHC-type palmitoyltransferase 3. Gene Ontology annotation, biological process: peptidyl-L-cysteine S-palmitoylation; protein targeting to membrane. The record is from RefSeq and is a predicted model, not a curated record. Gene Ontology annotation, molecular function: protein-cysteine S-palmitoyltransferase activity. Lineage: Eukaryota; Metazoa; Chordata; Crocodylia; Alligatoridae. Gene Ontology annotation, cellular component: Golgi apparatus; endoplasmic reticulum. The coding region runs from base 227 to 1207 and encodes 326 amino acids. The transcript is spliced from 7 exons.